Messenger RNA from Phragmites australis (common reed), 510 nucleotides. Its product is annotated as E2F transcription factor-like E2FE. The transcript has 4 exons. Bases 1 to 510 code for a protein of 169 amino acids. The record is from RefSeq and is a predicted model, not a curated record. Lineage: Eukaryota; Viridiplantae; Streptophyta; Magnoliopsida; Poales; Poaceae.
AUGGACAUGAAGAGCCCCUGCAAUUGGAUACUAACGUUCGGAGAUAUUGCCAAUGUGCUGUCUUCUUUGAAUCAAAUUGAGAAGAUACAUCAAGCGGACACAAGAAAGCCUGCUUUCCGUUGGUUGGGCAAGCAAGGGAAACCAAAAGCAGGAAAUGGUGUCACAGUUGAUGGACACCCACCAGGGAAGGCUGUAUCGAACAAAAGAACAUUUGGGACUGAACUAACAAACAUUGACAUGCACAGAAGCAACCUGGAUUCAACAAUCCAGAAGAAAGCAAAACUGGCACAGAGUGGUGGUGACGUCUUGAAAAACUGCAAAUUAGCUGUGCAGAGUCGGCUUGGGCAGGGUAACAAGAGUGGCUUUGUUUAUGGAACUUUCCAUCCUGCUGGUGCAAGGAAACAGGAACCAGAUGGUGGUAAUAAAUCAGUGCAGAGGGAGAGGGCUGAGGACUGGGAGAGCCUGUCUGCUUCAUUUCGACCACAGUACCAGAACCAAGGCCUGGCCUGA